Messenger RNA from Peronospora farinosa, 2175 nucleotides. Lineage: Eukaryota; Oomycota; Peronosporomycetes; Peronosporales; Peronosporaceae. The record is from the annotation of a GenBank genome assembly.
AUGGUGUCACACUGGAAAAGUGUCGGAUCAUUUGUUUUCGUCGUAGCAUUAACGGUCGCCUGUGUCACUUCAACGACGAUCACAACAUAUGCGACCAAGUCGGGUGUCUUGCCCUGGGUGGAUGUGGCCACGUCCUCACCAGCUCGGAGCCACAGAACCUCACGCGGAGACACUUGGACGCUCGUCAUGAGCGACGAAUUUAAUACCGAAGGUCGCAGUUUUGAUGCUGGAAAGGAUCACCUUUGGACGGCCAUUGACAAACCCGACGGAGUAAACGCUGCUCUACAAAUUUACUACCCCAAUAUGACGGGGACAGCGUGCGACGACGACGGCAAUUGCUAUUUAUAUAUUGAAUCGGAUAUCCAUGAAACGAAUCUCACAGUCUGGAACGAGUAUAUUUCUCCCCCCGGCUUCGAGAAUGUUACGUUCUACUAUCGGUCGGCUAUGGUGCAAGGCUGGAAUAAAUUCUGCUUUCAAGGGGGACUGAUUACUGUUCGAGCCCAAUUGCCCGGUGCAGUCACGAAUGCAACAGGCAAUCCGGACGUUGCUACCGGGUCUAAUAGUGUCCGUGCAACUAGUAUUGACUACUACCCGACGUGGCCUGGUAUCUGGCUGAUGGGGAAUCUAGGUCGUGCUAUUUUCACGGGCUCCACAGCUCGGAUGUGGCCGUUCUCAUACAAUGAAUGCAAUGAAACUAUCUUUGACUCACAAAAUCAAAGAAUCAGUGCUUGUGAUGACAAUCCUGGGUCUGGAAUGCAUCCUAAUCAAGGACGUGGAGCUCCGGAGAUUGAUAUUCUGGAAGGAGGUGGUACUGACAUUUCAUCCUCAAUUCAAUUGGGACCGGGUAUGCCCGACGAAUUCCGGACGUUUGUGGAUGAUUCAUCGGGCGCUUGUAUCUAUAGAUAUGAAUGUACGACAACAGGUGCCAACCACCAGGACGUCCCGACCAAGUACUACCGGGAUCAACGUGGACACAAGUCAUGGUAUCAGGGACUUCGUUAUGCCGCUAACAACUUGUGCGAUGUGGAAAACGAGGAUGUACAGAGCUUCGCGUUGAUAAACGCAUCCUUAACGAAGGGUAUUAGAGAGAACAAGUGCACAAUGGAUUUGUGUCCGGCGUCGUUUGAUGUGAAUGCUGACUUGGGCUUUAAGGACAAUGGAACAGUACGCUGGGGCAUCAAUUCGAAUGGCACAUGCUUUCCGAUGCAGAACGCGUACAAGGGCUCGUAUCUGUGUAGUGCCGGUAAUACUGCAUCAGAGUGUACUCAGUCGGGCGGUUCAACAAGUGCUGAAUCGGUGUUUGAGUACCGACUGGACGCCAUUUCUUCGAAUUGGGAAGUGCACAUGGCUGCUUAUCUCGAUUGGGUGACGUACUCACUCGAGUGGGUCACGGGAGACUCGGGCUAUAUCCGCUGGGAAGUGGAAGGACAAGCUAUCUUUGAAAUUCCAUCGGAAGCAAUCACAAACCCACCACAGGACGCCGCCCAGAUGAACCCCAAGAAGUUAAUGGUUGAAGAACCAAUGUAUGUCAUAUUUAACGUUGCACUCUCCAGCUCGUGGGGAGCGAGGCCCCCCAAUGCAGGUUCAAGUGGUUGCUACGGCGACGGUACGGAUAAGACGACAGUCGCGAUCUGCGAUGCGUUCCCGAUGUUCAUGAAGAUCGACUACAUUCGCGUAUACCAGGACUUGUCGGAUGACUCUUCGAUGACCUACGGAUGCGAUCCGGCCACACAUCCUACAAAACAGUGGAUUCAGGACAACGUCGAUGACUACCAGGACGAUGACAACUUGGUGGUAGAAGUUUCGGGCAUGGCGUUCUGCAAGUCUAGUGAUGACUGCACUAUCGCGAGUAGCGGUUCGUCUACUGUGACUACGGGUACGUGCAAUUCCGAUGGCCGUUGUGAGUGCGCUUCCGACUCGUGGACUGGACCCCGCUGCACGGAGACUGUUAACGACGAGGAAGGUGACAAUUUCUUUGGCCCUUCGAUGCUAAUAGCAGUUUUUGCCGCUACUCUGGCUUGUGUUGCCUUACUUGCGAUCAUGCACAAGGUGGCUCAAGACAAGCGCAACGGUGCCCAUUAUCGUGGUCAGACAGUCAAGCUAGAGCAGACGUCGACUCAGAGGACGACGGUGAGGAAUGUUGUAAUCGAUUCUCAUAGCAGUAACUAUUUGUAG